Cladophialophora yegresii CBS 114405 is the source of this 2901-nucleotide messenger RNA. RefSeq lists its product as uncharacterized. Gene Ontology annotation, molecular function: protein binding. Bases 1 to 2901 code for a protein of 966 amino acids. The record is from RefSeq and is a predicted model, not a curated record. NCBI's taxonomy places the organism in Eukaryota, Fungi, Ascomycota, Eurotiomycetes, Chaetothyriales, Herpotrichiellaceae. The transcript is spliced from 2 exons.
AUGGCGAGCGGGCUUGAAGUACUCGGGGCGUUGGCUGCAGCGUCUCAGAUAGCUGAGCAGCUCCUGAACAUUGUCAAACUUGUCCAAACCAUUCGAGAUGCGCCGAAGGAGGUCGUUCAGCACAUCGCCUCGCUGCGACAACUGACUAGCGUUGUGGAAAGCAUCAAGGCCACCCCGUCCUACCAGUCUCGACAGGUGGCCGAAAUCCUGUCAUUGAUUAACACCAAGACCAAUGCCUUAUCGGACAUCCUGGUUAAGCUCCAAGCAGAUUCCCGGGACAGUACUGUGAAUGCUACCAAAAAAAGAGUCAAAUCAACCUGGAUUACCGAUAAUGUGGCGAACAAACUCGACCAGAUUGAAAGGGACAAAUUGACACUGGCCUUGUGCCUUGCUCGGAUUGAUGCACAAGUCCAGGGCGAGCAAAUCAGGAGCCUUUCUUCCCAAUUGCAAGGUCUCCGCAGCACGAGGGAUGCGUCAAUCUUUACCGCGGAGCAGUGGCGAGAUUAUUGCCUUGCUGAGCUCUUUAUCACGAAUCCUGUUGACGAUAGAGCUAUGUUGACUCGGACGAAGGGAGAACGCACCCACGGAACCUGUACUUGGAUCAUCGAGCAACCAGCCUACCGAUCAUGGAAAGACCCGGCUUGUCAGUCGCCCCUUCUUUGGAUAUCGGGAGGCCCCGGAAAAGGCAAAACAAUCAUGUCAGUCUUCCUGACAGAAGAACUGGAACAGCUUGCCGCGCAGAGUGACACCAACAAGCACCAAGUGUUAUACUUCUUCUGCGACAAUAGGGACAACAAACGAAACAAUGCCUCCUGCAUACUCAGGGGAAUUAUUCUUCAAGUCCUUCUCUCGCAUCCCGAUAUGAUUACCCACUUGCUACCCGACUUCAAAAUCCAAAGAUCCAAACUGUUCGAGGAGAAUUCUUUUGACGGUCUCUGGAGGGUUUUCGAAAACAUCAUUCGUGAUAUCGACGUGGAAAUCGUCUCCUGUGUGUUGGACGGGAUUGAUGAACUGCAAGAUUCUUCUCUGGAUACCCUCCUGCCGAAGCUCCAGGAUCUUGCUCUUCCGAAACUGAAGGUCAUCGCUUUCAGUCGGCACUUCCCGCGGAGCAUAAGUGAUGCGCUCAGCCACUAUCCCACAAUUCGGCUAGACCCAGACUCGCAGAAGGAGAUCAGCACAGAUGUGGACACCUACGUUCGCAACAGUGUCAAGGAGCUAUCUCGGGUAAAACGAUACCCUCCAGAUUUGGAGCGACAUGUCCUUGAGACUUUGAAGCUCCGGUCAGAAAGUACCUUCCUUUGGAUUUCAUUCGCGGUGGGUAUUUUGCGAAAGGUCACCAUCUCUGAGACAGAAGCCUGCCUUAACUCCUUACCGGCAGGUCUUCACGAUAUCUACGGCCGUCUCUUGCGAGGGGUCAGCAAAUCCAACUCAGACCUUGUCGCUGCGAUGCUGCGAUGGGCUACUCUCUCGGUGAGACCAUUGAAGCUUGAAGAGCUCGGCACGGCCUUGGCGCGACCCUCUUUUGCAACACUUAAGCCCGCGGAAGUGAUCAAAGACGGACUCCAACUGUGCUCGGGACUCCUGCUUCUGGAUGAUGAUAUGGUGACUUUGGUGCACCAGUCGUUCAAAGAUUACCUUCUCCGCCCAGAGCCUGAUGCGGACUCGGUCCUGGAAUGUUACAGAAUUAAGCCAGAUGAGGCGAACUGCGAGAUUACGGUAAAAUGCUUGGAGUUCCUGAGCGAGGAGAGGCCGUCCGCACGUGUCUUCAGGGAUGCUUUUCUCUGCGAGCAUCACCUGGACCCAAUUGAGGUUUCCUUCCUGAGCUAUGCUACCACAUACUGGCCGCUGCACGCGCGAGCUUCACCCUCCUUUGCCGGAAAAAACGAUACGAUAUUCAGUUCCUUCUUUAGUCACGAGGAAGGUACUGGAGCCUCAUGGUUCGUUGAAUACAUGCCGCCACUUGAGCCCUAUUUCAACAGGGACAUCUGGCGCGAUGUCUUCCACUUUUCUAACGCCCUAUUCAUGGUUGCGACGGCGCUGCUGAUCCCCAAUCUAGCACUGAAGUAUUGGCACAGACCUAGAACAUUUGGGAAGCUGAUACGGUUCCGGCAGCACGACAGGAUGUUGAGCCUGGCCCUUUCGGUUGCAGCAGUGUCAGGAAACGUAGAGAUUGCUCGCUUUCUACUACGUCACAGGGUGCACGUCAACAACGCCUACAAAAGCGAUGGUACCUCUGUCCUUGGUGUCACGCCGCUCCACCUCGCGGCAGUCCGUGGUCAUGAAGAUAUGGUGAAGUUGCUCGUGUCAAAGUCUGCGAACCUAGAGGCCAAAGGACCUUACGGCCAUACGCCGCUUUAUACCGCUGUUUUCAAUUCCAUGUCGCCCUCAUUACUGAGGCUUCUGCUUGAGGCUGGUGCGGACACCGAAACCAGAGACCUUUAUGGCCGGCCGCCCCUCCAUGCUGCCUGCCAAUUCGCAAAUGAAUCCACAACAAGGAUCUUGCUCGAAGCUGGCGCAAAUGUAAAUGCAUCGGAUUCGGAUCUUUGCACACCUUUGCACAUAGCAGUAAGCCAACGGGACGGUGACAUUGCAAGACUCUUGAUUGAUCACGGCGCAAACAUCAACGCUCGGACCACAAGCGGCGAGACGCCGCUUCAAAUGGUAGCCAUCGAAGCUAGGCCAGAUCUUUUCGCAAUGCUUCUGCACAAAGGCGCAGACAUCAAAGCCCUUGACGAUGAAGACCAGACGGCAAAGGAGAGGCUGCAGGAUUUGCUUCAAGAGCUAGAGGAAGAUCGGGAUCCUUUUUUGGCAUUGCGUUACACUAGCAUAGCGGAUAUAAGGGACACCCUUUUGAUGUUGCAGGCCGCUGAAGCAGGCAUUCCCCCGCCAGUCGCACCAUGA